Messenger RNA from Cyprinodon variegatus (sheepshead minnow), 5128 nucleotides. RefSeq names its product syntaxin binding protein 5 (tomosyn) (gene stxbp5a). The record is from RefSeq and is a predicted model, not a curated record. Gene Ontology annotation, biological process: regulation of exocytosis; regulation of protein secretion. The coding region runs from base 345 to 3788 and encodes 1147 amino acids. Gene Ontology annotation, cellular component: plasma membrane; SNARE complex; cytoplasm. The transcript has 27 exons. NCBI's taxonomy places the organism in Eukaryota, Metazoa, Chordata, Actinopteri, Cyprinodontiformes, Cyprinodontidae. Gene Ontology annotation, molecular function: myosin II binding; GTPase activator activity; syntaxin binding.
UCCGCCUUGGCUGAGCCAAACGCGGCGCACACAGUCCGAGAGGGGCGGGGAGUAAAAAACAGAGACGCAGUGGUGGUGGAGCUGGGACGCAGUGAGAACGGAUUCGAGCAAAUUAUACGCCAACCUCCACUGUUAUCCUCCCCCUUAGAGAGGCGACCUGUGCGCUGCGCCUUCCCAGCAUGGACACUGCGCUAAAGGAGAUGCUCUAUGAUAUGACGCUCACAGGGGAAAUCAGGGGAGACAGAGCGCGCGGGUGCGCGCGCGAGUAAGAAAGUGGGCUGCACUCAUCUUUCUUUCUUUUUUUUUUUGCGGGUGAUUUCAAAUCUGAGCUGCGCGGCGUGAAGAUGAAGAAGUUCAACAUCAGGAAGGUGCUGGACGGUUUGAAAGAGGCGUCCUCCUCCUCCUCCUCUUCCUCCUCCACGCCGUCUGUCCAAGUAGGGCCCCAGGAGAACAACCUGAUCCAGGAGACUCUUCAAUCCGAGCAUUUCCAGCUCUGCAAGACUGUUCGUCAUGGCUUCCCCUAUCAGCCGUCAUCCAUGGCUUUCGAUCCCGUGCAAAAGAUCCUGGCCAUCGGUACCCAGAGUGGAGCUCUCAGAUUAUUUGGUCGCCCUGGUGUUGAGUGCUACUGUCAGCAUGAAGGUGGAGCAGCUGUUAUCCAACUGCAGUUUCUCAUUAAUGAGGGAGCAUUGGUGAGCGCUUUGGCAGAUGACAGCAUCCACUUGUGGAACCUGAGGCAGAAGAGACCAGCUGUCCUCCAUUCCCUCAAGUUCAACAGAGAGAGAAUAACUUUCUGCCACCUGCCGUUCCAGAGUAAAUGGCUGUACAUUGGUACAGAACGAGGGAACAUCCACAUUGUCAACGUGGAGUCCUUCAUGCUCUCAGGCUACGUCAUCAUGUGGAACAAAGCCAUUGAACUUUCCUCCAAGUCCCACCCCGGGCCAGUUGUCCACAUAAGUGAUAACCCUAUGGAUGAGGGAAAGCUUAUAAUUGGAUAUGAGUCUGGAAUCGUGGUCCUGUGGGAUUUGAAAUCCAAGAAGGCAGACUACCGCUACACUUAUGACGAGGCUAUCCAUUCAGUUGCAUGGCAUCAUGAGGGCAAGCAGUUUAUUUGCAGUCACUCAGAUGGAACUCUGACCAUAUGGAACAUCAGAGGCCAAGGAAAACCCAUACAGACAAUCACACCACAUGGAAAACAGCCCAAGGAUGGAAAGAAGCCAGAGCCGUGUAAACCCAUUCUUAAAGUGGAAUAUAAAACAACAAGAAACGGGGACCCUUUUAUCAUAUUCUCUGGAGGUCUGUCCUAUGACACGGUAGGACGGAGGCCAUGUCUGACAGUUAUGCAUGGAAAAAGUAUUGCUGUGCUGGAGAUGGAUUAUCCCAUAGUAGACUUUCUAACACUAUGUGAGACACCAUAUCCUAAUGAUUUUCAGGAGCCUUAUGCUGUGGUGGUCCUUUUAGAAAAAGAUUUAGUGGUGAUUGACCUUGCACAAAAUGGUUACCCCAUAUUUGAGAACCCAUAUCCUCUAACAAUCCAUGAGUCUCCUGUAACCUGCUGUGAGUACUUUGCCGACUGCCCUGUGGACCUCAUUCCUGCACUUUACUCUGUUGGCUCGCGGCAAAAACGACAGGGCUACAGCAAAAAGGAGUGGCCCAUAAGUGGUGGAAACUGGGGACAGGGCACACAAAGCUUCUCUGAGAUCAUCAUCACCGGGCAUGCUGACGGAACGGUGAAGUUCUGGGAUGCCUCUGCAAUAAUGCUCCAGGUCCUCUAUAAGCUAAAAACAGCCAAGAUUUUUGACAGGAACCGAUCCAAGGAAGACAAGGGUAGCAGUGAGGUUUCAGACGAAGAUCCUUUUGCCAUUCAGAUUAUGGCCUGGUGCCCCGAGAGCAGGAUGCUUUGUGUGGCUGGGGUGUCAGCCAAUGUUAUCAUCUACCGCUUCAGCAAGCUGGAAGUAACCACUGAGGUGGUUCAGUUACUAGAGGUGCGAAUGCAGUACGAGCUGAACGAAAUGGAGUCUCCAGAUGGUGGAGGUGGUGAGCAAACAUCGGCACAUCCCACCCCUGGUGCCUCCCCUCAGACGAGCGGCCCACCUUCCCAUCCUUCCACCAGCAGCAACAACUCUGACGGAGGCAACAUACCCUGCCUUAAAGUGCGAAGUAGUCCUCUGAAGCAGUCUCCAGGCUACCAGGUGGAUUUGGUGGUCCAGUCUGUGUGGGUGAGUGGAGAGCCUCCUCAGCAGAUCACAAGUCUGGUGCUGAAUUCAUCCUAUGGCCUAGUGGUGUUUGGCAAUAGCAAUGGCCUAGCAGUGGUGGACUACAUCCAGAAAACUGUGGUCCUCAACCUGGGAACGGUGGAGCUUUACGGAUCCAAUGAUCCCUACCAGAGACAGCCUCGGUCGCCAAGAAAAACACGGCAGCCUUCUGGAGGUUUGUGUGACAUUAACGAGUACUCGGCCACAUCUGAGGACCGCUGCAAGUCUCCAACUUCAGUGUUGAUGUCACACAGCAAUCUUCAACAGUUCUACAAUGGAGGUGGUAGAGGAGCAAAGAUGUCACGGAAAUUAAGCUUGCCUACUGAGCUAAAGCCAGACUUGGUCCUUCUUUCUGUGUGCCCGCCGCGGGGUGCCAACCCGUUAGACCACCGGGACAACUCCUUCAGCCGCUCACGCUCCUCCAGCGUCACCAGCAUCGACAAAGAAGCCCGGGAAGCUAUAAGUUCCUUUCUAUUCUGCGAGACUUUUGCCCGUAAGGGGGACUGCACUUUGACACCUUGCCUCUAUGUGGGCACUUCACUUGGGACUGUGUUGGUUCUGGCUAUCACUUUGCCAUCUGCUGGGGAGCAGCGGCAACUCCAACCAGUUAUAAUUUCCCCUACGGGUAUGUUGGUGCGGCUUAAGGGAAGCAUCAUGCGGAUCUCUUUUCUGGACUCCACUGGUUUAUUGCUUGCUCCUGCAUUUGAACCCUGGUAUGAGCCCAACAUCACAGCAGAUGGUGAAGAAAGAGAGAAGAUCCGAAAGCGGCGGCCUGUCUCUGUUUCACCUUCCACCUCGCAGGAGCUAAAUGAGAGCCAGUUUGCUGUGGUGUGCUCCGAGAAGCAGGCCAAAGUCAUGUCCCUUCCUUCCCAGACUUGCAUCUACAAACACAGUAUCACAGAAAAUUCUUUUAUCUUACGGGCAGACAUUGUGCAGAUGAACCAGGGAGUGUGCUUGGCUUGUUUUUGUGCCAAUGGUCACAUAAUGACACUCAGUGUGCCAGGACUGAGACCGCUCAUGGAUGUAAACUACCUACCUUUGACAGACAUGCGGAUAGCUAGGACGUUCUGCUUCACAAACCUGGGCCAAGCCAUGUACCUCUGCUCACCCACUGAGAUUCAGAGGAUAACUUACAGUCAAGAAACUUGUGAAAAUCUACAGGAGAUGUUGGGUGAACUUUUUACACCAGUGGAAACACCAGAGGCACCAAAUAGAGGUUUUUUUAAAGGCCUCUUUGGAGGAGGAGCACAGUCACUGGAUAGGGAAGAACUAUUUGGCGAGGUGGCAGCUGGGAAGGCAUCUCGAAGUCUGGCUCAGCACAUCCCCGGCCCAGGUGGCAUUGAGGGGAUGAAGGGGGCUGCCUCGGGUGUGGUUGGAGACCUAGCACGUGCCCGGAUAGCACUGGAUGAGAGAGGCCAGAAACUGGGUGAACUGGAUGAGAGGACAGCUGCCAUGAUGGCCAGCGCAGAUUCUUUUUCCAAACAUGCCCAUGAUAUGAUGCUGAAAUGCAAAGACAAAAAAUGGUACCAAUUCUGAUGAGCCACUGGGAAGGAGCGAAGCUCUGUGGUCACAAGUAUCUCACUGACCUUCCAUCAGCUCCUCUGGACUCACAGACUCCUCCCUCUCCACCAUCUGUCUGUCAGCUGUCCCUCUGAGCCUUCCUCAUUAAAAACAUCCGGGAGUUAGUCCCUAGCACAAUAGCGGAUCCUGUUCUUACCUCAGUGUGAAGCUGGAACUGAGGUGGAGACAGACAACCUCAGAGGAAAGUAAUAAGUAAAUGGUGACUUUUUUUGUUUGUGUUUUUGUUUAUGUAGAGCCUCCCUUGCAAGGUCUCGGAUUGAUCCAUGUACCUGAGGAGUCCUCUUUCUCAUUUGCCAAAACGUCCUUUUAUUGUUGUCUCCUCUGUAUACCUUCUUGGGCAAUAUUCAAACCAACAAAUUUGGCUGAAACAAGACUUUAUGUAUAAUCAAGUAAUGACGAGUUCAUGUAAGAAAAAAAGACAAAUCUAAAUAAACUGAUAUAUCUGUACAUAGAUCUAAUAAAUGUGCAAUGCUGUAUCCACUUGUAGACUUUUGUACCUUUGUGACAAAGAGGAAAGAAGGAGAUUUCUCAUUGCAGAGAUGGAAGAGAGACGAGCAGAGUCUAAGACAAUGUGUGCAGUGUCACAAAGAUUAAGGCUACUUUCUGAUGUAUGCUGUGUAUUUCAUCAUCUUACUCAAUCUCAAACUCUCCUCUGUAUCUUAGACUUUAAAACUGUUACAGAGUGCUUGUGUAUGAGAGACGGAGUGUAUGUCAUUCCUCUGUUAAAUAUUUGUUGGGGUUUCCUGCUCAAUAUUAUUCAAAUAUUUAUUUUUCUAAUGGUGCGAAAAUGGUGACUGACAUAAAUCACUUUGUUUUUAUGAAAAGGGCUGGGAUCUGUUAGAAGAGCAAGGGUAUACAUUAUUUUCCCCAUUUUUAUAUUGAUUUGGAUCUUAACAUUCAACCUGCUAUUGUGUUUGGUCAGUUGUUUCUUUGUUGUAACAAUGAUUCCCUUAAAACAAACCUUAGACUGUUUUUUUUGUUUGUUUGUUUGUUUUUUUUAGCAGCAGCAAAGUUUCCCAUAUUUUAGAAAAAUGCUUCUGUGGAUGAAAUGGCACAGCUGAAGAUUUAGGAUGAACACACAAAAACAAUGGAUUUUCUUUGCCAAAUUGAAAAGGCUUAUUUUUUUCAUUGGGUCUUCGGAGUCAUUGUUUGGAUUAAAUAAAUAAAAUAUGAACAAACAAAGUAUAAUAUAAAAGGUAUUAAUUUCACAAACAAUGGUCUCAGUUGUGCAUAAGGAAAUUGUAUUCAGCCAAAACAGCCUGGUACCUGUUUUUAUAUUGGCUUGUUCAUAUACU